UUACACCCACAUGAAUUAUCGACAAAGUUGCACGGCGUUGUCUUCGAAGAGAACUUGACAGACAUUUUGGAACAGAGGGACGUUAUGGAAUCAAACCCAGCACUAUUAAUUCCUGAAAACUGGGAUAACGACUAUACAACAGAUACAGAUCACAUUGCCAACUCUACCGAAAGCGAGUGCAAUAGUUCAUCGCACUCCCUUUCGUUGCGGCGAUAUCCUUCGUUGGCGGAGCUUUCUUGUAUAGCUACAAACUGUGAAGGGACUAAUGUGGUCGCUGAUGGGUCACCAGUGCAGGAGAAACAACUAAUGGCAGCGCCCACUGCCGAGGAUUGCAAAAGUCAGCUGAAUAGUGUUUGGAAUCAAGGACCUCCUGCUACUCCACCAAAGGUCGUCGGUACAGCAAAGAGCUCGACAAAUCAAACCAGUGACGAUCCACUGACUCCUACAGCUAAUCUUAAAAUGCUUGUUAGUGCUGCUAGUCCGGCAAUUCGCGAUAGGGAAAUCAAGAAAAGAGAACUGUUUCCUGGUCAAAGUUUUAACACCUUCGAGACCCUUCAUACGGCAGCUAACGCGCUCAUUUCAAAUUCAAGACAAUCUGAAGCACUCGGGAGCGACAAAACCGUAAAUCAAGACUCUAGUCAAGUCGAUUAUGGAGGGAGCAAGAUCACUAUUAGCCGCAAAGACAAGUCGCUUGGCCUUCUGUGUCAGAAGUUUCUGUCAAAAUACCCAGAGUACCCAAAGGUGGAUCAGUUUAUUGAGAUUGGGCUAGAUGAUGUGGCAAAAGACCUAAGUAAGAAAACAACUCCUUCAUUUAAUCAAAAUAAAACAAGUAGCCAGCACUGAUAGCUAACGCUAGGAAAUUACUAAAUCAUGAUUGUUGCUUGCUUGCUUGCCAGACAAUACUACCUAACAUCUGCAAUUAACAGUCUGCUGAAACUGACUCCACAAUGACAUGUCAUACAAGCUGUAAAGCCGACCAAUGGCUGCAAUCCAAUGUCUCUCUACAGUUGUAGACUCUAAACCACCUAUUAUCCAAGUUAGAAAAUGUAGCCUUAGCCUCUUCAAGAUUUCUGUCUGGAAAACACAGAUAACAAAUAUGCAACAGCAAAAAGUCACUGAAUAAUCAUAACCAUCCUAAAUAGUAAUCUGGUUAGAACAUGUAUGUAGGCUAACUGUACAGGUAUUUAAGCCAACUGUGAUUAUUGAAUGAUUAUUUGUCGCUAUUUGU
Orbicella faveolata is the source of this 1228-nucleotide messenger RNA. RefSeq lists its product as uncharacterized. The record is from RefSeq and is a predicted model, not a curated record. Gene Ontology annotation, cellular component: RNA polymerase II transcription regulator complex. NCBI's taxonomy places the organism in Eukaryota, Metazoa, Cnidaria, Anthozoa, Scleractinia, Merulinidae. Gene Ontology annotation, biological process: regulation of transcription by RNA polymerase II. Gene Ontology annotation, molecular function: RNA polymerase II cis-regulatory region sequence-specific DNA binding; DNA-binding transcription factor activity, RNA polymerase II-specific.